AUGGAAAAAGGUGCAGAAUGUGGUGAGGCCCAAUUACUUGGAAACAUGUAUAGGAUAAAGAAUGGGAAAAGACCACAAAAGCUUCGAAAUGUUCCACAAAUUCCUUGCAUUCGAGUCCCUCCCUCUGCCUCUGCUUCUCCAUUGCUGAAGGAUCUAACCCAAGGGCAACAGCGCUACUUUUACAGCAUCAUGAGGAUUCACAACCCCAGGCCCCAGUGGGAGGCCCUGCAGACCCGCCAUAUUCACCGCCUUUGGCACCAGCAGCUGCUCGGUUAUAUUACUCAACAGGAAGCCCUGUCUUACUCUGCUGUACUUAGAGAUUCAAUCAAGAGAGCCUCAACCAAGAUAGCUCCUCAAAGAACCAUUCCUCGGAAAGCUUCUGCCAUAACAAGAAAACGUCCUCCAGCGUUGCCUCUGUCUGCGGUCCUACCAAAGGCCCAAAGUGCAGGGUGCCGAGCCCUCAGGAAGCGAGACUUGGCCACGUUUUCUGGAGCACGCAGCGUCAUGUAUCCUGGCAUCUAG
Molecule: messenger RNA, 522 nt
Organism: Otolemur garnettii (small-eared galago)
Lineage: Eukaryota; Metazoa; Chordata; Mammalia; Primates; Galagidae
Gene: FAM216B
Product: family with sequence similarity 216 member B
Exons: 4
Coding region: 1-522 (173 amino acids)
Source: RefSeq, a predicted model, not a curated record